AUGGGUUGGGUAGGCGCAGGUGUGCUUAUUGCAACAAUAGGCUACUUUCUCUACCGGUACCCUCCCAGCAGCUGGGCCGAACCUCGUUACUCUUCCCCGGAACCCAACCCCGGCGCGCCGGUUGCCGCUGCCACCGCAAACGAGCCUGUGCAGCGGAAGCAUGGCUCCCGGCCCUCGACGCCAUCAAUAGAGACAGAGGAGGAGGAUUCACAGCACACACCCAAGGCUUCGGCUUCGAGCGUGCCGUCCCCCGUCGCUGCAGUCCCCACAUUCAGCCUAGACAGCGGCGAGAGCGAGACAUCGCAACCCGCCACAAUGCCGUCCAUUUCGCAAACCAUGAAUGGAACAGCAAAGCAACUAUCUUCGACAAACAGUGAUCAUGACGAACCAAAGAUCAAGCCGCCACCGCAGCCAUCCCUCGCACCCCCUCCAAAACCACAACCACAACCAUCAUCUAUACCCCCGAAGGCAACAACCACCGGCGCCUCUUCCCUAAUGCCUCCUCCCCCACGGCCCCGACCAGCAAACCAAGCAAACCGCCUCACCCCCACAAGCACGCUCCAACCCCCACGACUCAGCGGCAACUCCCUGGGCCCGCCACCAUCAGCAGCCGCCUCACAGCGCGGCCUUGGCCCACCGAGCAGCGGCAGCCGUCUUAGCAGCAGCACCCUCGCCCCGACACAAGUAUCCUUGAAGAAGUCAUCAUCACGCAAAAACAACCUCCGCGGCAAAGGCCUUCCCCCAGGCCUGUUGCGAGUCACACCGUCAAUGCUGAAGGAGCAGAACGGACGUAAGGGUCGGGAUGCCUGGACUUCGUACUUCGGCAAGGUGUAUAACAUCUCGCCCUACGCCCCUUACCAUCCAGGUGGGAAGGGUGAGCUCCUCCGUGGUGCGGGGAAGGACUCUGCGCAGCUGUUCCAGGAAAUCCACCCGUGGGUCAACUGGGAGGGGAUUCUUGGCGAGUGUCUGGUCGGGAUUCUGGUUUCGGAGAAUGAUAUCCAGACCGAGAAUGCUCUGGAUGCGAUGGACUGA
Messenger RNA from Penicillium mononematosum, 1032 nucleotides. Its product is annotated as cytochrome b5-like heme/steroid binding domain-containing protein. NCBI's taxonomy places the organism in Eukaryota, Fungi, Ascomycota, Eurotiomycetes, Eurotiales, Aspergillaceae. Bases 1 to 1032 code for a protein of 343 amino acids. The record is from RefSeq and is a predicted model, not a curated record. The transcript is spliced from 2 exons.